AUGCCAGAAAAUGGUAGUGACAGGCCGAGAAUCUCAUUUUCUAACGAUUUUUGUCAUUCUGAUUCCAUACCAAUCGAGCAGCGUCCGGUACAAAAUCCGUUGGACUUCUCCAACUUUUACUGGGGCUUCCCUUUCGAGUUUUCGGUUUCUCGCGACGUAAUCUCCGGCGAGAGCUCGUGGUCCGCCGAAGACUUCUUUAACGAAGGGAAAAUCCUCCCUACAGAAAUGAAAAAGAUCCCGGAGCCAAUAUAUCGUAGUAAAUCCGAUAAAUAUAAAACCGGUUUACCUAGACCGGAUAUUAACCCAAUCGAAGAUUUUGAAAUAGAAGAAAUCGGAGACCAAGAAGACGAGGUGAAGUUGCCAUUACUUGGGUGUAACUCUAUGAAGCGUCAGGUUUCGUCUUCGUCUUCUUCUUUACACAGUAGUUUUAUAAAACGGGUACUGAAGAAGAACCACAUGCAUGUUGGAGGUUACAGUUACAAAGGCAAUGGAGGUGUGGUUAGGGUGAGUUCGUUUCUGGACAUGGUUCCUUCAGGGAAUUUGUUUGGGUUAGGUUCGAUAAAUAUUGAUGGUGGAAGAAACAAGAACAAGUUGACAUCAUUGUUCUUUUCUUAG
This is a messenger RNA of Camelina sativa (false flax), 615 nucleotides long. RefSeq lists its product as uncharacterized. Lineage: Eukaryota; Viridiplantae; Streptophyta; Magnoliopsida; Brassicales; Brassicaceae. The record is from RefSeq and is a predicted model, not a curated record.